Molecule: messenger RNA, 2191 nt
Organism: Cebus imitator (Panamanian white-faced capuchin)
Lineage: Eukaryota; Metazoa; Chordata; Mammalia; Primates; Cebidae
Gene: TNF
Product: tumor necrosis factor
Exons: 4
Coding region: 687-1385 (232 amino acids)
Biological process (GO): tumor necrosis factor-mediated signaling pathway; extrinsic apoptotic signaling pathway via death domain receptors; immune response
Cellular component (GO): membrane; cell surface
Molecular function (GO): tumor necrosis factor receptor binding; cytokine activity; CD40 receptor binding
Source: RefSeq, a predicted model, not a curated record
CAGGGACCCAAACACAGACCUCAGGACUCAACACGGCUUUUCCCUCCAACUCCGUUUUCUCUCCCUUGAGGACUCAGCUUUCUGAAGCCCCUCCCAGUUCUCCCUCUUUUUCCUGCAUCCUGUCUGGGCAUCAGAGGGAAACAGACCACAGACCUGGUCCCCAAAAGAAAUUCAGACAAUAGGCUUUGAGGGGCAUGGGGGAAAGGACUUCAGCCUCCAGGGUCCUACACACAAAUCCGUCACUGGCCCAAAAGGGCCCCUCGGAAUCGGAGCAGGGAGGGUGGGGAGUAUGAGGAGUAUCCUUGAUGUUUGGGUGUCCCCAACUUUCCAAAUCUCCACCCCCGUGAUGGAGAAGAAACGGAGACUGAAGCUUUAGGGCCCACUACCGCUUCCUCCAGAUGAGCUCAUGGGUUUCUCCACCAAGGAAGUUUUCCGCUGGUUGAUUGAUUCUUUCCCCGCCCUCCUCUCCCCUCAGGGACUUUAUAAAGGCAGUUGUUUCACACCCAGCCAGCAGACGCUCCCUCAGCAAGGACAGCAGAGGACCAGCCAAGAGGGAGAGAAGCAAUUCCAGACCCCCCUGAAAACAACCCUCAGACACCACAUCCCCCGACAAGCUGCCAGGAGGGUUAUCUCCCUCUGACAUACUGCCCCAAGGCUCCACCCUCUCUCCCUUGGAAAGAACAGCCAUGAGCACUGAAACCAUGAUCCAGGACGUGGAGCUGGCCGAGGAGGCGCUCUCCAAGACCAGGGGGCCCCAGGGCUCCAGGCAGCGCUGGUUCCUCAGCCUCUGCUCCUUCCUGCUCGUAGCAGGUGCCACCGUGCUCUUCUGCCUGCUGCACUUCGGAGUGAUCGGCCCCCAGACGGAAGAGCCCUCCAAGGACCGCUCUCCAAUCAGCUCUCUGGCCCUGGCAGUCAGAUCAUCUUCUCAAAUCCCGAGUGACAAGCCUGUAGCCCAUGUUGUAGCAAACCCUCAGGCUGAGGGGCAGCUCCAGUGGCUGAACCGCCGGGCCAAUGCCCUCCUGGCCAAUGGCGUGGAGCUGAGAGAUAACCAGCUGGUGGUGCCAUCAGAGGGGCUGUACCUCGUCUACUCCCAGGUCCUCUUCAAGGGCCAAGGCUGCCCCUCCACCUUUAUGCCCCUCACCCACAGCAUCAGCCGCAUCGCUGUCUCCUACCAGGCCAAGGUCAAUCUCCUCUCUGCCAUCAAGAGCCCCUGCCAGAGGGAGACCCCACAGGGCGCUAAGACCAAUCCCUGGUAUGAGCCCAUCUACCUGGGAGGGGUCUUCCAGCUGGAGAAGGGUGAUCGACUCAGCGCUGAGAUCAAUAUGCCUCACUAUCUCGACUUGGCUGAGUCUGGGCAGGUCUACUUUGGGAUCAUUGGCCUGUGAGGAGGACGGACGUCCAUCCUUCCCAAGCCCCUCCCCUGCCCCAAUCCCUUUAUUAUCCCCUCCUUCAGACACCCUCAUCCUCUACUGGCUUAAAAGAGAAUUAGGGGCUUAGGGUCGGACGCCAGGCUUAGAACUUUAAGCAACACCACCACCACUUCGAAACCCGGGACUCAGGACAGUGUGGCCUGCACAGCAAAGCACUGGCAACCACCAAGACUUCAGACUGGGGCCUCCAGAACUCACUGGGGCCUAUAGCUUUGAUCCCUGAACUCAGUCUGUGACAUCUGGAAUCUGGGGACCUGGAGCCUUUGGUUCCGGCCAGAACGCUGCAGGGCUUGAGGAGACCUCACCCAGAAGUUGACAUGAGUGACCUCGGCCUUCCUUUCUCCAGAUGUUUCCAGACUCCCCUGAGACACAGAGCCCAGCCCUCCCCAUGAAGCCAGCCCCUCUAUUUAUGUUUGCACCUGUGAUUAUUUAUUAUUUAUUUAUUAUUUAUUUAUUUACCGAUGAAUAUGUAUUUAUUUAGGAGGUCGAGGUAUCCCGGAGGACCCAAUGUAGGAGCUGCCUUGGCUAGACAUGUUUUCUGUGAAAACAGAGCUGAAUAAUAGGCUGUUCCCACGUGGCCUCCUGGCCUCUGUGCCUUCUUUUGAUUAUGUUUUUUAAAAUAUUCAUCUGAUUAAGUUGUCUGAACAAUACUGGUUUGGUGACUGACUGUCACUCAUUGCUGAACCUCUGCUCCCCAGGGGAGUUGUCUGUAAUCGCCCUACUAUUCAGUGGCGAGAAAUAAAGUUUGCUUAGAAAAGAAA